Triticum urartu is the source of this 2691-nucleotide messenger RNA. NCBI's taxonomy places the organism in Eukaryota, Viridiplantae, Streptophyta, Magnoliopsida, Poales, Poaceae. The record is from RefSeq and is a predicted model, not a curated record.
AUGAGCUUAUCUGCCUUUGGGAUCAUUAGUGCCAUCAAUGAAUGUGUCAAUUUGUUCCAGUCAGCAAAAUCUGCCAUUUCAUCUCUGCGCUCCCGAUGGAGUAGCUCACAUGAGCAAAGUCUCCAGGAUCAUGUGUUGCAAUUACAGAGUGACCUACAACGUCUCUGUAACACUCUUCCUGCAAUGUACGACCUCAUUAAUGGUGCAGAGUGGAGAAGUUAUGAAGAGCGUGUGGCCAAGCUCCUUCCGAGUCUCAAGGAUGCUGUGUCUGAGGCUGAGGACCUUAUUGAUGAGUUCAGAUGGUACGAGAUGAAGGUGCAAGUGGAGGGCAAUGCAAGCCGAUCUCCUUUCAUUGACUUCCUUGAUGAUGUCAUUCAUGGCAACUUCAACAAACUGAAUGAUAUCCAAUUAAGUUUGAAUCACCUUUCGGGUCAGAUGGAGAAUAUGGGGCUUCGUGGAGUUACACAACGCUUUGACAAAGUAGUCAGGCCAGAGACCACCUCUUUAUUGUCUAAGGAAACAAAGAUAUAUGGUCGUGAGAAGGAGCUGAAUCAGGUAUUGGGAUUUCUUAAUGUACCUAUAUGUCCAAAACGAAAGAGAGCAACAAGUCCGAUGAAUGCAUUAGCAAGCACAUCAUCAAGCAACCAUGUUAAUGGCGAAUCGAUAAUAUUGAGUCUUCCUGUUUUGGUGAUAACUGGAAUUGGUGGUGUUGGAAAGACAACUUUGGCCCAACAUAUCUGUAGCCAUCAACGAGUCAAGUCUCACUUUGAAUUGAUAAUUUGGAUUUGUGUCUCGGAUAACUUUGAUGUGAAGAGGUUAACUAAAGAGGUCAUACAAUCAUGGUCCGUAAAUGAGGCAAAGAAUGAUAAUUUGGAUUCUCUGCAGCGCGCUCUUUCUAACCACUUGAAUAAUAAGAGGUUAUUGAUAGUCCUUGAUGACAUGUGGGAUGAUGCCUUGAAGGUUAAUGGGCAGUGGGAGAUGUUUUGUGCAGCUUUUACAAGUGCCCAGGAGGGAAGUGCAAUGCUGGUCACUACUAGAUGUCCAAAUGUCGCUGGGGGGGUGCAGACAAUGGAGCCCAUCAUAUUAGAAGGUCUAAAGGACGAUGUCUUCUGGAAUUUCUUCAAGUCAUGUGCGUUUGGAUCUAUGGGUUGUAACAAUGACCCUGAGUUAGAGCGCAUUGGUAGAAGAAUACUUCCUAAAUUGAAGGGUUCUCCUUUGGGCGCCAAAACACUAGGACGCAUGUUAAGCAUGGACCUGCAAGAAUCACAUUGGAAUUUUAUACUUGAGAGCGAAUUGUGGGAGUUGAAACAAAAGGAGACUGACAUUUUGCCUGCCCUUCGGUUGAGUUAUAUUUAUUUGCCAUUUUAUUUGAAGCAAUGCUUCGCAUUCUGUGCUGUGUACCCCAAAGAUUACAUCUUUCAGAAGGAAUACUUAGCUGAAAUUUGGGUAGCAGAAGGCUUUGUGGAACCUCAUGGUGGUAUUCCAAUUCAAGAUAUUGGUUGUCAGUAUUUUGAUGACCUUGUAGCACGGUCCUUCUUUCAAAAGGUUGGCAAUGAUGGAUAUGUAAUCCAUGACUUGUUGCAUGACAUGGCACAGAAAGUUUCAGAGCACGACUGCACCAUCUUAAGAAAUAAGAGUGACCUUGAUAAAGUUCCUCAGAAUGUUCGUCAUCUCUACAUACUCCCUAAUAGUGACUUUGACAAUUCCAGCCUAUUGAGUCUAUGCAAGUAUACGAAGCUGCGUACCCUAAUUUGCAAGACGAAUUUAAGGAAGAAUAACGGGUUUGUAAUGGACCAAUGGUGUACUAAACUUCUGUGUAUGCGUGUGAUUUCUUUUGCCUUCGCAAUUGAGUUACCGGAUAGUAUUGGCAACUGGAAGCAUCUUCGGUACCUUGAAAUCUCUGAAGAUUGUCCUUUGAAGAUGAUUCCUUCAACAUUUUGUUGGCUAUAUAAUCUACAAUUUUUAUAUGCCAAGAGAUGCAAACUAGAAAGCUUGCCCUGUGACUUUGGUAAGUUGAUCAGAUUGCUGAAAUUUGAAUCAGAUGGACUAGCAUAUUGUGCCGGGGGACGCAUGCAUUUGAAUUCAGAAGAUGGGCAGAGACAUGGAUUUGGGUUACUAAAGAAUCUGAACCAAUUCCGUGGACAUUUGGUGAUAUAUAAUAUUGGCAUUCUAAGUAAGCAUCACGCAGCUGAAGCUGAACUGAAGAAUAAGAAACAUCUUGACAAGUUGAAGCUGAAUAUGUGGGAUAUGCAUGAUACACAUGAUGCUUUAGGCUUCCAUAAUUUUAAUGUCCGCGACACUGAGAUAAAAGAGGUGCUUGAAGUUUUGCAGCCUCCUAUCAAACUCAAGUCUCUGUCCCUCGAGAAUUAUGCCGGUGUAUCGCUCCCAAGCUGGUUUCAACCACAAAACAUGCCAAACAUAAAAUCACUUCAUUUUGCGGCAUGUGUUAACUUACAUGAGAUAUCUGUGGUUGCAUCAGUUAAGGAAUUGGUUAUUGAGGAUUGCCCAUACCUAGUUUCACUUGGUGGAGCUAAGGCAAUUGCAAAAAUAAAGAAGGUGGUGAUACACAAUUGUCCAAAAUUGAGAAAAAGUAAGCUAAAUGGCUGGCAGAAAGCUGCAUUUCAGACGUAUCUAAUUGCAUGGCCUGCUGAUGUUGGUGCUGAUGCUGGUGCUUGGUGUGACAGUGCAUGA